Molecule: messenger RNA, 357 nt
Organism: Trichoderma aggressivum f. europaeum
Lineage: Eukaryota; Fungi; Ascomycota; Sordariomycetes; Hypocreales; Hypocreaceae
Exons: 8
Coding region: 1-357 (118 amino acids)
Source: RefSeq, a predicted model, not a curated record
AUGUUUAAACGAGCCGCGCCUCCCGCCGCCGUUGCCGCCGCCAAACGUGGAAAGUCUCUUCGAUUCAUCACCACCCUAUUCUGCUCAUCCUCUCCCAUCACCCGUCUUGUCAUGCGCGCCAAGGUGGAUAAAGGCACGAGGGAAGUAAGUAGAUCCAUGGGUUUCGGCUUUCGGCUGAUAUACAACACUGACAUUCACACGCUACAUCACAAUGCCGAGAAUAAGGCGGCAUUCUACAAUGACCGCGCAGCAGCGAACGAUCUGCUGAUGCACGUAGGUUUCUCCGACGUGGUGUUUGGUGGGAGGAGCAAUGGCGACGAUUUGCUAAUUACGGUCGAAACGAUCUUAGAAAAAUAA